AUGGCAAACAAUCUACUCGAGCACGCCCUUCUAGGCCCUCUGCAAGGUCUUGCGGUCACUGAGCGACUGACCCAAUAUCGAUCCAUUCCUUAUGGCUUCAUCAAGCAGAGGUUCGCCAGAUCGGAAGUGUUGACAGACGUGCCACGACGAAAAAAGUUUGCACAUCCGACACCAAAGGAGAUCUUUGAUGCGACCAAGCAAGGGCCGCAAAGCAUACAACCCCUCAAGUCUGCUCAGAUGGACGCCAAGUCGAACCAGCUGCCCGAGGACGUCGAAGAACAAGAACAAGCCGAGGACUGCUUGCGACUGACCAUCACAGUACCAAGUGAUGCGACGUUCGAAUCGAAGCUCCCGGUCUUGGUCUUCAUCCAUGGUGGCGCAUUCUUUAUCGGAUCUGGAGAGCGGAAGUAUUACGAGCCACUCACACUUUGCACGCAAGCUCUGAAUAUGCAAAAGCCUCUUGUAUUCGUGUCUGUCAACUACCGUCUAGGUGCCCUUGGCUUCUUUCACUCGCCAGAUGCUGAAGGGCUGAUGCCUCCGAACAACGGCUUACAUGAUCAGCUCACCGCUUUCGACUGGCUUCGAACCAACAUUGGCGGAUUUGGCGGCGACGUAGACAACAUCACGGCAAUUGGGCAGUCGGCCGGUGGGGAGAGCUUGAGUCUGCAUAAUCUGAGUGGGAGAACAAAUCCUCUUUACAAGCGAUCAAUCAUGUUUUCUGGCACCCCACUGACUAUGCCCGACAAGACACCUGCUGAGCACCAGACAAACUUCGUCGCGCAGGCAAAGAAACUAGACAUCGAUACGGGAAAUCUGAGCAGUAAACAGAUAGCUCAGAGGAUGAUCGAUUGCGAUGUCUCCAAGCUCCGGGAUCUGAGCUAUGUCGGUCAACCUUGUGUCGAUACUGAGAUGAUACCACACAAAGAUCAUGCAACGCAGCGCGACAUAUUUGCAGGCAGAGCUAGACAAAUCGACUGGCUGCAGUCGCAAAUUAUCAGUUCAUGUGGCUACGACGGCAGUAUAUCGAAUAUCAUGAUGCGAGGCGACGACAAGCGCAAAGACCACGCAAGAAGCUUCAUCAAGGUCGCUGAGGAAGUUCUCCACAACCCCAAGAAGCUACUACAGAUCUACGGAAUACAAGAGACUACGCCAGAUGAAGAAGCCCUGGAGAAGAUCUGUCAGUUUGAAUCAGAUAUUGGUUUCUUUGCCCCUGCGUUGGCUAUGGUAAUGGGGACUGCUGGUAAAACGGCUACUUACUUCCAACUGUUCGAUCUUGGGAACCCUUUCUCUGACCUUCUAGAAGAGAAAAGAUUUGCAUCGCACACAUGGGACAUCGUGGCUCUACUGGGAGCGUAUGAGGACAGGCUACCAGAUAACUACGCGGAGAAGAUCAGAGAAUGGAGGGAGAGAUACAUCAAGUAUGUUGUUGAUGACGAAGCUCCAUGGAAAAAUUUCGAGGAAAGUGAAAGGUCAGCGAUGUAUCUAGUUCCAAGUGCUGGGCCGUCAAUGGAGGUCGAGCUUGGAGCUGUUUUGGAGGGAAGGUUGAAGAGACUAUUGGACCUAGCCGAAGAGGAGGGAUCAGAUGGUGCCGAUACUCUGUGGGAAGGUGUUUGUCGUCGCUGGCUGAUGAAAGGCGAGUGA
Molecule: messenger RNA, 1641 nt
Organism: Aureobasidium subglaciale EXF-2481
Lineage: Eukaryota; Fungi; Ascomycota; Dothideomycetes; Dothideales; Saccotheciaceae
Exons: 1
Coding region: 1-1641 (546 amino acids)
Source: RefSeq, a predicted model, not a curated record